Messenger RNA from Peronospora farinosa, 891 nucleotides. The record is from the annotation of a GenBank genome assembly. Lineage: Eukaryota; Oomycota; Peronosporomycetes; Peronosporales; Peronosporaceae.
AUGCUUAAAGCUAAAUUGUGGUUGGUGCGUUUCAAGAAACAAACUCCCUUGGAUGCUUUUGAGUUUUUGAAGCUCCAUAAGGUUGAAAAGCCAUUCGAAAGCUCAGUGUUUCCCGUGUGGCAACAAUACGUCGAGAGCAGCAUCAAAAAUACUAAACAAUCAUUGCCCCAAGUAAUGUUUGAAGCUAUGGUUGAUGCUUACAAAUCUGAAAGUAAACUGUCAAAGAUUCUGGUUGAAGCGAAGACUUCAAGCAACAUCGCCGAAGCGAAGACUUCAAGCAACAUCGCUGAAGCAAAGACUUCAAGUACCAUCGCUGAAGCAAAGACUUCAAGUACCAUCGCUGAAGCGAAGACUUCAAGCAACAUAGCCAAAAAUAUCCUCGAAUAUCAGACUGGUAACUGGGUUGGAUCUCAUUUGUUGCCAAAUCAAGUUUUUAAUUUAUUGGAAUUAAGGCAACUAGGGAAUCCUAAAAAGUUGAGCACCAUUGAGGAAUGGGGACGUGUAAAGCAACGUAUCGACUUUAUCAAGGCAUCGGACUUGAAGGAGCCAUUCAAGAUGAUGAGGGAUACCUCAUCACUGGGAGCAGUAUCAAAAUUAUCGAAACCAGUCGAUCUGACUGAGGAUCCGCUUGGACAGCUUUGGAUCAACCACGUGUUAACGUUAUCGCAAAAGGGCUAUACUGGCAAGUCUUACGAGCAUUACAAGACUUUUAUCUCAAAUGCCAUACUGAACCUCAAACAAUCAGUCUCUCCGAAAGCGGCGAUUUAUGUGAUGAUGCGGGUCAUGGAGAAUCCAAAGAAUUAUUUUUUGAACGCGGGUAAGCAAAAGAUGGAUCUUGGUUCGUUUUUGAAGACAUUUCAGCCGGAGAAACCCAUGGAAACAUCUGGAUGA